AUGUCGGCUCACGGGACGUACGAAAAUAAACGCACUUUGGCGUACGUGUGCAAAAGCGGUUUGGCAGGAGGCAUGGCUGGAUGUGUUGCUAAGACUGUGAUCGCUCCGCUGGAUCGAGUCAAGAUUCUGUUCCAGACGUCGAAUCCCGAGUUCCGCAAGUAUCGUGGCUCGUUUCUGGGCUUCUGGCGCGCAGGAAAGUUCAUUUACAGCCAACAGGGCGUGUGGGGUUUGUUCCAGGGCCACUCGGCGACGCUGCUGCGAAUCUUUCCCUAUGCUGCAGUCAAGUUUGUGGCCUAUGAGCAGUUUCGGGCGCUUUUGAUUUCCGGUCCCGACCAGGAGGUGGCUCUGCGACGAAUGGCAGCCGGCUCUCUGUCCGGAAUCGUGUCUGUCUACUGCACUUAUCCUCUCGAGUUGAUUCGAGUUCGCAUGGCGUAUGCCACUAACGAGGUUGGAAAGCCCCACGGAGGCCGGCUACUGGCAGCGGCUCGGUCCAUCUACGCCGAGACUCCGUCGGCAAAGGCCACCCAAUUCUUCUCGCCCAGAAUAGCUGCCUGGACCAACUUUUACCGAGGCUUCACCCCCACGAUUAUGGGUAUGAUCCCAUACGCAGGCGUCUCGUUUCUGACCCACGACUACAUCCACGACCUGUUCCACACACGGUACUUCCGAUCAUGGACCGUCAAGGGCGAGAUUGCGCCGAAAAAGACUUAUCCGCAUCUACUGGAAACCAACAAUGACGAUGUCAUGCUGGAGGGCCAUCACCAUGAGGACGAAGACAAGAAGGUGUCAUACAAAAGAGAGCCCCUCAAGGCGUGGGCACAACUCAUUGCCGGAGGAGUGGCCGGAAUGGUGUCGCAAACUGCAUCGUAUCCGUUCGAGGUGAUUCGACGACGUAUGCAGGUCGCAGGCGCACAGGCGGGCUCAUCAGGAGUGCAUCCCAGCAUAGUGGCGACCGCACUGACAAUUUACAAGGAAAGCGGCUUCAAGGGUUUUUUUGUGGGACUCACUAUUGGAUAUAUAAAGGUGACUCCAAUGGUCGCAUGUUCGUUCUUUGUCUACGAGAGAAUGAAGCAUUGGUUGGGCAUUUAA
This is a messenger RNA of Yarrowia lipolytica CLIB122, 1089 nucleotides long. RefSeq lists its product as uncharacterized. Gene Ontology annotation, cellular component: mitochondrial inner membrane. Lineage: Eukaryota; Fungi; Ascomycota; Dipodascomycetes; Dipodascales. The record is from RefSeq and is a predicted model, not a curated record. Gene Ontology annotation, biological process: mitochondrial coenzyme A transmembrane transport. Gene Ontology annotation, molecular function: coenzyme A transmembrane transporter activity.